AUGGCCACGGAAUCAUCCUCCAGCAAUCCCAUGCAACAGCAGGAUGCUGACACUUCUACUUCGAGUAGUGGUGGUGAUGACUACGAACUAAAGUUAGCCAAAGAGAUGGCCAUGGCAAUUGCCAAAAAUCCAAACUUGACGCCUGCGGAACUCAAGGAACUGCAACAGCAAACAAAGUCAACGACGUCUACUAGUAGCAAAAAGGAAGUCUUUCGAAAGGCCACCGUCAAGGCCACAGUCAAGGCCAAAUCCGUGGCGGUUACCAUUAAAAACACCUUGAGCAGUGGCGGAUCUUCCACUGGCUCGCACAAGAACAACCACAAGGAUAACACUCCCGCGAUUGAAUCGGCAUCCAGCAUGCCAGCCUUGGAUACCAAGGCAUCCACCGAUUCCGAAGAGGAGGAUGAUUCUGUCAUGUCGGAAUUGCCCAAAGCAAAGGGCAAGAACUCGCAGAUUCGACUCACCGGUAUCGUUUGGAAACGACGCAGCGGUUUGGGCAAGUACUCGUCGACGGCCGCCUGGGAACGUCGUCGGAUUGUGUUGAAAGGCAAUCGAUUGGCCUAUUACAAGAAUUUGGGUAAUCAUGCGAGCAAUGAAGAUUCAGACGAUACCUCGGUGGAAUCGGUGGAUCCGAGCACCAACCUGCCACCCGAUCAAUCCUUUAUAAAACAAACCACAUCGCAAACCCACAGUGCUCCUACGAGACCGUCGACCAAUUGGUUGGAGAAUAGUUUCAAACAAGCCUCGGAUUUGGCGGCCAACUUGGCGGCUGCGUCGACCAAUAUCAACGCCAACAUGGCCAACAUGACUCAUUCCAGCAGUAGCAACAAUCCGAACGAUGCCCGUGGUUAUUUGGAUUUGGUCAAGGAAAAUGCCAAUAUCAGUGCCAGUUUGGGUCACUCGGGGGCCCCCACACCCUUUUGCAUUUCGGUCAAGAUUUUGACCCAAACCAAAUGGAAAUUCUGUUUUGACUCCCAAGCAGAAAUGAUGCAAUGGUUGGCCGUUUUGACGGAUGUCAUUGUCAAGGCAUCUGUGGAUUCGUACAACAGCGCCAUUGUCCAAUCGAACGAUCCACGAUAUGCCAACGAGUCGCAUGGACAAUUGAGCGAACCUCCACUAAGGGCGAGCGAAAAGAAGAAACAGAUUACCGUCGGGGGCCAUCGGCUGUGGGCGACGGGGCAUUACAAGGUCAAGAGUGAAAACUUUCCGGAUUAUUUGGAUAAUAUCAGUGAAGGCGAACUAAAGGAUUACGAAGAAGACAUGGACGAUGACGAAAACUUGUAUCGGUCGCCGACCAGCAAUCCAAUGUCACUCAUGUUGGACCAAACAUCAGGAAUCCCUGUGUAUUGCGUGCCAGAGGACUUUUUGGUCCCAUUGAGUAUACUCGUCAACAUGGCCGUUUUAUUGUCAAGAGCUUCUGGAACCUCGGUCGAUGCCUUUUGGUACAUUUUUGCCUUUACCAACAUGGCCAUGUUUGUAUUUGUCAAGAAGGAUCGAAUCAAAAUGGAAGUCAAAAAGCCUGUCAUUACCAGCAAAAUGGCAAGAAGGCUUUCCAGUGUCAUGGGCAUGAAGAUUCUUCCCACGGUCCAAGACAAGCCCGAAACCAAAAAGUCCAAAAAGAAAAAGAGGCUGGACAAGAAGGAAAGUAGCUUAACCAGUGUUGCAAAAGAUUUCAAGCCUCUUGCUGGUACAUCUGCAAUGCAUAUCAACAACGUUGAAGAGCCCGCAGUUAAUGAUGUUGGUCAUGUAUUUGCUGGUUGGAUGCCAGGAAAGGCAGACGGGAUUCAAGUUCGAUCCCAUGGAUACAAGUCCACCAAGGCAAAGAUUCCCUCACCGGGAGAAUUGUACGAGUGCACGGGGAUGGAUAUUUUUGAAGGCUCAAAACGGUAUCCUGACAUGGCAUCUCGUGUCACGAUGCCCGAGGUUUCCUUCCCAGGCGAUCCACCCACCAAAACGUGGAAUGCUCCGGACCGUUUCAUCAUUUCGGUGUCGCUUCCAACCGAUCCACCCAAGUUGUAUGCCUCAUUAGAAGAUGGUGGUGGCUAUACCAUUACCAUGUACUAUACAAUGACUCAAGAAACAAGAGACAUUCUGAAACGUGUCACUGCGGAUGGAUACGACCCCAAUAGUGAAGCCACUCCCGGAAAUAUUCAGCAAUCCAAGGUGAAUGCCGUCCGAUUGUUUGAAGAAUGGUGCCGACUGGCGCCGACGGACAAUUCGUGGAUGUCGCGAAUGAAGGUUGUUCCAAUGGGACACAACUUGGAUGAAAUUGGUGUACCUGGAUGGAUCUCCAAGUACAACGGAAAACCGUUUUUGAUCAAGCGUCCAGGCCAGACUGGAUUCUUGUUUCGGCAUCCCGAGCAAUCUUGCAUGGAAUUUGACAUUUCACUGUACCCUUUCCCUUAUAUUGCCAAGCAAGGAAUUUGCUUCAUUAAGGAUUCCUACCUGAAGAAAAUUGUGGUCACUUUUGGAUUUGUCAUUGAGGGUCGAACUGACGAUGAAUUGCCCGAAUGCUUGAUCGGGCUUACAACCUUGUGCUACCCAGAUCCGGAUCAUUUGUUGAAGGGUGACGACUUCUUUUCAGGAACCUACCCACGAUCCUAUGAAUUGAAAGAAGGAGGUGGGGAGGCAACACCUGCAGAAGCAGGGGUGGAGAAGAAGUAA
Messenger RNA from Cylindrotheca closterium, 2664 nucleotides. The record is from the annotation of a GenBank genome assembly. NCBI's taxonomy places the organism in Eukaryota, Bacillariophyta, Bacillariophyceae, Bacillariales, Bacillariaceae.